Myripristis murdjan (pinecone soldierfish) is the source of this 2840-nucleotide messenger RNA. RefSeq names its product aldehyde dehydrogenase 8 family, member A1 (gene aldh8a1). The record is from RefSeq and is a predicted model, not a curated record. Lineage: Eukaryota; Metazoa; Chordata; Actinopteri; Holocentriformes; Holocentridae. Gene Ontology annotation, molecular function: retinal dehydrogenase (NAD+) activity. The transcript is spliced from 7 exons. The coding region runs from base 105 to 1577 and encodes 490 amino acids. Gene Ontology annotation, biological process: retinoic acid metabolic process.
UGCAGCAGCCGCUCCGUGUCCUGAGGCCCCUCCACUCUGCUCACACCGCCCUCUGCUCGCUGCUUGUGCCUCUUGAUUUGGUUUGAUUGCUUUAGUUGACAGCCAUGCCGAAAACGUGUGAGCAGCACAGACUUCUGGUUUUGGAAAACUUCAUCGGUGGAAAGUUCAUCCCUUGCCGGAGUCACAUCGACUCGUUCGACCCGUCCACCGGAGAGGUUUACUGCAAAGUACCGAACAGCGGCGAGGAUGAGGUGGCCGCGGCAGUGGCAGCAGCCAAAGAGGCCUUCCCUGACUGGUCAACCCGCAGCCCCGAGCAGAGAGCUCAGGUCCUCAACAAGCUGGCUGACCUGAUUGAGGCCAACCUCGAGGAGUUCGCCCAAGCCGAGUCCAGAGACCAAGGUAAAACUAUAACAUUUGCACGGACGGUGGACAUUCCCAGGUCGGCGUACAACUUCCGCUUCUUUGCAUCGUCGGUGCUCCACCACACCACCGACUGCUCCCAGAUGGACCACAUGGGCUGUGUCAACUACACUGUCCGCUGUCCUGUGGGAGUGGCUGGUCUCAUCAGCCCCUGGAAUCUCCCUCUCUACUUGCUCACCUGGAAGAUUGCCCCUGCUGUUGCUACAGGCAACACAGUGGUAGCCAAGCCAAGCGAGAUGACCUCUGUCACUGCCUGGAUGAUGUGCAAAUUGAUGCAGGAGGCAGGUGUUCCCCCUGGUGUGAUUAAUAUCGUAUUCGGCACGGGGCCAAAAGCAGGCGACGCCCUCGUUGGCCACCCUGACGUCCCGUUGAUCUCUUUCACCGGCUCGACAGCGACUGCCCAGCGAAUCACAGAGCGGAGCGCCCCCUACUGCAAGAAGCUCUCACUUGAGCUGGGGGGUAAAAACCCUGCUCUCAUUUUUGCUGAUGCAGACCUGGACCAGUGUAUCGCCACCACUGUUCGCUCCAGCUUCUCCAAUCAGGGAGAAAUCUGCUUGUGCACCAGUAGGAUCUAUGUGGAGAGGAGUAUUUACCCAGCGUUUCUGGAAAGGUUUGUGGCUGCAGCCAAGAAGUGGAAGACAGGCGUACCUUCUGACCCAAGCAACAACAAUGGAGCGCUCAUCAGUAAGGAGCACCUGGAGAAGGUACGUAAAUUUGUGGCUCUGGCCAAAUUGGAAGGCGGCACCAUCCACUGUGGUGAGGGGGUUGACCAGCUGGACCUCCCAGAGUGCAACACUUCUGGCUACUUCAUGCCAGCCACUGUCAUCUCGGGCAUACCUGACAGCUCUCCUGUCAUGCAGGAGGAGAUUUUCGGCCCUGUCACCUGCAUCAGCCCCUUUGACACGGAGGAUGAAGCCAUUGCCAGGGGUAACUGUGUGCGUUAUGGACUGGCUGCCACUGUGUGGUCAAAGGAUGUGGGCAAGGUCCACCAUGUGGCCAAACGGUUGCAGGCGGGUCUAGUGUGGACCAAUUGUUGGCUGGUGAGAGAUCUAAACCUGCCAUUUGGCGGGAUGAAGAGUUCAGGUGUGGGCAGGGAGGGAGGGAAGGAUUCCUACCACUUCUUCACAGAGGUGAAGACUAUCACAAUCAAACACUAAGGGAGGAGAGGAGGACAGCAGAAAAGCUCUUGAGUCUUGAUUGGAGGAACAUUUCUGUUGUAUCACCAUGAAUAAUUCUCUGUCAUUUGCUUUUUUUUUUUAGGAGCUUGAAUGAGAGUUAGUUACAAAAAUGUUGCGUGAUUCAGUUGCUUGCUGGUUGUAAUUGCAAAUCUCUGUAGUAAGUGAGCAUGAGUAAGUGAGGUGGCGAUUUGGAAGAACAUUUCCAAUGAGUAGGUGAGUUUUUUUGUUUCAAAAGCUUGUACUGUGAGUUUUGCAAGAAAUCCCUGCACCUGACUAAGUUGUUGAGUCACUGGUAUUGAUUAACCAAGCCCUGCAGAUAUGUCAUUUUGUUUAAUGGUGCACUAAAAAUUUUACUGCGCCAUUUUUACUAUUGCCUGUUUCAACAGAAAAAAAGAAUGAGGUGCUUAGGGAGUGAAAUAUAAUGAGGUUUAUGACUCAAGAGGCCACUGCAGUUUUCUCUCUUGCAUGGUAUGGGAGGUCACAGAAUACGGACAUGCAGAUUUUUGAUGACUAAGAAAUGUUUAAACAGCAUUAACAUUGAUGAAUAAAUUUGCUUUAACUUUGUAUUAAAGCAGGGGAACAAAGAGAGUUGAUUUCUCAUUUGCUGGCUCGCUACACUCGUGUCAAAUCAUUUUUAAUGUUUAAUCAGUACAAAAUAUUGUGGUCAUGUAUGGACUGAUUCAACUGUUUGGAAGCACAUAUGCACAUACUGUAGCUGUCAGUCUGAAAUCUCAUUUUUUUUGCAUAAUGUUUCAACUAAAGCACUUCAGAUAUAUGCAGAUCAGUGUGUUUGUUCUUUUCCUGAGGCACUUUGAGCUCUGGGUUAUGUCACUGCUGUCUGAAGAAUGCAGUGACAGCUCCUGAUUGUAUCUAUGGCACAAGGUCAGUGAAACAUAUAGUGUCUGUGUCUUCAUUGGCAGAGAUAUAUGUCAGACUUUGAACGCAUUGCUUGACUAUACACUGACAGAAAGACAUUUGUUUGGGAAAAUGAAGGAGUUCUUUCUAGCCUUCCCAUGGUGUCAUUGCGUCACUUGGUCAAAGUCUGUUCUUCAGUGGAAAUUUUUCUUCAGGUGAACCAUGUGUACUCCUCAGGUAACUGUUUUACCAGAAGUUGAUAUUUUUCUGAUUUGCUGAUGUAGAAGUGUAAAAGGUAAAUGAAUGUCAGACUUGGGUUGUUACUGACUUAAAUGUACUACAGGAAAAUGUAGCUACAAAAUGCUACAAAUGCAUCAGUGAUGAUAG